CCCGGCCCGGAGCAGAGAACAGGGCCUCCCGGUGAAAAUGGACAGCCCGGAAUGACUAACCCUCCCCACCGGACGGUCCCUGCAGCAUAGAUCGCCCUGACCAGCUCACCCUUCCUUCCCACCAAGGGGAGGACCUUAGGUCAUGUGGUCCCUGUGCAUCAUCGUCAAGGCAACGUCACUAGUCCGGGGCCGGCCCAGAGCGGAGAAGAGGGGGCCUCCCGGUGAAAGUGGACAGCCCGGAACGACUAACCCUCCCCACCGGACGGUCCCUGCAGCAUAGAUGGCCCGGACCAGCUCACCCUUCCUUCCCAUCGAGGGGAGAAUAGCUUUUCUCCAGGUGACGCCAUGGGUAUGAUGCUACUUGCACAUAGGGCAGUGUCUCCAGGUCUCCAGUGUGGAUACGACCCCCAUCCUGUAUACUCUUAGGUCACUAUGAUCAUUAUCCAGGUUUUCGAUAUACAGUACCUGCGGGGUGCAGGCCCAACAGGCUUGUCACUGUGACAACAAAAUAACAAUUGCUGCAGAAUCCAACUCUCCAGAUACAGACAGCAAAGCUAUGCAGAAAAGCCAAAGGCUGGAACAUAUCUGAGGCUGGAAACAAUAUUCACCUGUCAUUUCUAUAUGUCGGUACGGAGGGCUCAAUAGCAGAUGUCAUGCAAGAACAGAAGUUGUGGAAUGACGAUCCCAGAGGAAACCGACAAAAAGAAAAAAUAUUCUGGAUUAGCAGUUCAGACCGUCAUGGAUCCUCUCGCACCCCAACGCAUUUGAGUCCCAUUAAAGAGAAAGUUAGAGAUAUUCAGCCACAAAAAGGUCCACCAAACAAUGGAAGAAAAGCGGCAGAUGUCUUGAAAAAAGAAAAACAUGUGGAGCUGGCAGCAGUAGAAGGUGCAACCUGUAACCUGCAAGAGAAAUCCAAAAACCAAGAGAGGGCGUCCUCUGCCUCACAGUACAGUAUCCGCCAAAAGAUCCACGUGACUGUCGGAAAAAAUGAGAUUGGGGAAUUCUGUCCGUCAUACAAUGCUGGUGUUCAUCCUUUGACAACAGGUAAGCCCGCCAUCACUGUCCACAACAACAAGGCUGCAAUGCCAGCUCCAUCUCAUCUCAACUUACAGACAUUAUCUCCUGUGCAAAAAUUUGGGUCCAGCACAUUGCACCUCUAUAUCCCCACUGCAUCUUAUGAAGAGGAGGAAACAAACACAGCCAGAAAAAAGAAUGAAGCCCCUGACAAAAAAGACUCAAAAAUUUCCAAAAAUGCUGUAAAAGUUGAGCCACUAAAGCCCCUGGUUCCGCAUUCGUCCCGACGUGUAACAGAGAAAUGGACACGUGUUCCAUGUAAAGAAGCUCUCUCCACGGCUAAUCUCUCCGUCCAGUUCUGUGGGGGCAGGGAUUCUCUACAUGCAUCCCUCAAUAGGGGGUCUCUAACAGAUAACACGAGACAAAGGGUCUUACUAGGCGAGAACAAUAACAUGAGGAAUCCCAUCCAAAGGCCAGUAAGUAAUUUAGGCUACAGACUGGGCUCUUAUCACUCGGACAAGAUAACGGAAAACUCAGAGUACGGACUCAACGUCAGCACCCUAAGGUUACGUGAUGAGAAACCCAAAGGAUCCUACUUGUUACAUCAGCGCCGAGGUCUGGACAAGAUAGAAUCCUUCCUCACAAUCAAAAGGGAGCACGAAAUGAACGAAGAGCAAAAUUCAAGAUGUCAAAGUGAGCCAGACAUUUUAGAUUUUGAGAAGCGGCAGACAUAUAUUUAAUAAUACCAUAUAGCCAAGUCCUAUAAUGCUAUGAUAUAGGUCAUAGGUUACAUAAUGUCCGUACACAGUAACAUAACAUUUAGUUUUCUUCCCACAUAUUUUUACAUAGCUUUGAGGCCCACCUGCCUAUGAAUAUGAUGACCCCCACUUUCUCUGCAAAGGGAGUCAGUAGGAGAAGUUGAUUCUUAACCCUUAAAUCAGUGGUUCCCAA
This is a messenger RNA of Hyla sarda, 1965 nucleotides long. RefSeq lists its product as uncharacterized. The coding region runs from base 654 to 1754 and encodes 366 amino acids. The record is from RefSeq and is a predicted model, not a curated record. NCBI's taxonomy places the organism in Eukaryota, Metazoa, Chordata, Amphibia, Anura, Hylidae. The transcript is spliced from 9 exons.